AAAUAAUAAUACGGCAUCUGAUACAAAAAACAUCGUCUCCUUGAAAAAGGCUUCAUGUUUUGAUGAUCUACAACAUCUACUUUUUUUCAACCCUUUUCCUCCAUUACUACUAGUACUCGGUACGGCUCUCUCUUUUGCUUUGCAUUGCAUCGUCUACUUCUAUUACAUUACAACUUCGCUUGUCAUUCAAAUAGAUUGUUAAUGUGUGAAUGAAUUCGGUUGAUUAUUUUAUUCAUAUCCAUAUCCAUUUCACUCUUUAUACCGGAAUACCGCCAGUCGAUCCUUCUAGGUAGUAUAUCACCAGACAUACACUAUACACCUAAAGCCUCGACUCGACCGCCAACCUCGGAAGUCCAAUCAAAAGGCCUGCCUUUGUUUAUGCAGAGCCAUUGAAGCUUCCUUAACUCGUUCGGGUCCCGAUUGACAACGUCUUCGAAGGGUUCUUGAACGAGCAACGACAUCGCAUUAGAAGUAGGAGCCUUGAUAGCAAAAGCCGCUAAGAUGGGACCUUCUUCGAGAAAUUCCAACUCUGGCCAGGUCAUUGAGUACAUUCCAGACCGCCUAUACCUAGCAUCCUACCUUCACCCUCCUAACGCCGACACCGUCUUCCCGUACCACGACCCGCCACCUCAGUCACCAAGGAAGAGAUCACAGAGGGCAGUAGAUGGCCCUGCGCCCGCUCCCUCCAAGUCUGAACGACACCCUCCAUACUACUUUACUGUCGACGACACUCUCCUCUACAACGCAUUCCACCACGAUUUUGGCCCGCUUCACAUUGGUCACCUUUACCGCUUUGCUCUACACUUUCACGAUGUCCUCGGUGCUAAGGAAAACCAACACAGACCGAUUGUGUUUUAUAGCCGAGCAGACCCAAGAAGUCGAGCAAAUGCCGCAUGUUUACUAGCGUGCUACAUGGUCCUAAUCCAGUCCUGGCCACCUCACUUGGCCCUAGCGCCCAUUGCCCAGGUUGAUCCACCCCUGAUGCCUUUCCGCGAUGCUGGUUAUAGUCAGGCCGACUAUGGUAUCACUGUUCAGGACAUCGUAUACGGUGUCUGGAAAGCCAAGGAAGAAGGUGUCUGUGUCUUGGACAACUUCGACCUUGACGAGUACGAGAGAUUCGAACGAGUUGAACAUGGUGAUUUCAACUGGAUUACGCCUAAUUUCCUGGCAUUCGCCUCGCCGCAAAGCACUCAGACGACACGAAUCACCGAGUCUUCCGAAUUAUAUGCUACACUGCCUAAGACGCUGUCUGCUGUAGACGCUCAUCCAACCCUCUCACAACCAUUCAAGAAUGUAUUGAGACAUUUCUCCGAGCGCAACAUCGGCUUGGUCGUGCGUCUUAACUCUCCCCUUUACUCUCCCUCGUACUUUGAGGCGCUAGGGAUACAACACCUCGACAUGAUAUUUGAGGAUGGCACUUGCCCACCGCUAAGUACUGUCCGAAAAUUCAUCAAGCUUGCCCACGAGACGAUCACGGUGAAGAAGAAGGGGAUUGCUGUCCACUGCAAAGCUGGUCUUGGAAGAACUGGAUGUUUGAUCGGAGCUUAUCUGAUUUACCGCCAUGGUUUCACGGCGAACGAAAUCAUUUCGUUCAUGCGAUUCAUGCGUCCAGGCAUGGUUGUAGGUCCUCAGCAACAUUGGCUACAUAUCAACCAAGGAGUAUUCCGAGAAUGGUGGAUUGAGGAGAGGCUGGAGAGGAAGCUGCGAAAGGAGAUGGCUGCGAACGUGCCUCCCAGCACACCCAUCCGCGCAAUGCAGAAGGCCAAUCUAAACCGAAGUGCUCAGGCCUCAACUCCUCCAAGCCGAAGCCCAUCAAACCGUACGCCUCUUGGCGAUCUAGACGGUGAACGCCGUAACGCCGGCGUGCAAGAAGAUUAUUUACCAGCACCAACACCAGGCCAACCUCGAAAGACCAGUCGCGCCGACCGUCAUCAUCCGUACCACCGAAGCACAUCUCACCAUCCCACAGUCGAGGAGGAACAAGAAGCCGCGAGCAAGAACGCAGAUGCUACCUCCACCCACGGCAGGCGAUCUAAUGAUAGCAUUGACUCGGAGGAGGAAUUAUAUCUGCGUAUGCGAUCUAAUCGCAAGGCAUCUCGUACACCAGCAGCCUGCAGCGAAACGAUCCGAUCCGUCAGUCAGAGCACGACUACAACGAUCUAUCAGGUUAUCGACAACGACGCUUCUAAUGACGCCGAAAAUGUUGGCCAUGGUCGCCCGAAGACCAUUGUAGAUCACGUCACUGGUUCGCCAACACGCUCAGCUAGCGCUUCUGGCGUGAUGACCAAGGUCAGGAGCAGCAAGCGAUCAACCGAGUCAUCCCGAAACAAGGAUUCCAUGGGUGUGCGAAAGACCAGUGGUCGAAUUGGUAGCAUUGGUACCAACAACACUGCCAACUCGGCGCGUAAGGUUUCCGCAUUAUAGGAUAAUGAGGUCUUACGGCGGCCAAAUUGAGUAUCGAUGACUGUUCCGAAUUAUGCUGCAAUAUCUCAUGGCUUAUCCAACGAUGAUCAAACUUCUGCGGGCAGCUAAUUUUUUCACGAUGACGACUAUGACGACCGAAUCAUGGUUCUUUUGCAUAUGCGUUUGGCGUUUGGUAUCAAUAAGAGGUACAUGGACUUCGCCCCAAUCAAUUCAAAUAUAAUGGAUCCGACUUCCCUCUCUUCGCAUCUGCUCCUCGAUGAUUCUUCCUCUUUGAAGAAAAAGUACCCAGCUGGGCUACCUUGGUUGCUUAUGUUCGUUCAUACCAACCGGCUUUUCCCACAUAACUAUUUUUGAAUGACUCGGGCGUUGUGGUUCUUCUGUUUUGGGGUCAGUGAUUCGGAAAGGGCAUUGUUGCAUAUUUUAAUCCGGGCCGGUUUUUUCGCCGAGUUAUGUGUCCAUUCUAAACUGACGUCGAGCUGGAUGGAGGAUGCGAGCUGAGAGAGAGAGCCUUGGAGUAACGAGGGGAGUUUCUCGUUGAAGUAUCACUGCUUGGUUGUGUUUGUUUUUUAGAUCAAUACGCGUUAUAUGAUGAAUCAUUUCUUCA
This is a messenger RNA of Annulohypoxylon maeteangense, 3028 nucleotides long. Its product is annotated as phosphatases II. The transcript is spliced from 3 exons. Gene Ontology annotation, cellular component: spindle pole; mitotic spindle pole body; mitotic spindle midzone. Lineage: Eukaryota; Fungi; Ascomycota; Sordariomycetes; Xylariales; Hypoxylaceae. Bases 502 to 2424 code for a protein of 640 amino acids. The record is from RefSeq and is a predicted model, not a curated record. Gene Ontology annotation, biological process: regulation of exit from mitosis; positive regulation of cytokinesis; protein dephosphorylation. Gene Ontology annotation, molecular function: protein tyrosine/serine/threonine phosphatase activity; protein serine/threonine phosphatase activity.